AUGGAGGAUUCAUGGGAGGCCAUUGACGGGGCGGAAUUGUAUAUUUACACAUCUAAGGGUGUUAAGUCUAGUAAUAAAAUAGCUGCUUUUGAUAUGGAUGGAACAUUGAUAAAGACUAAAUCUGGAAAGGUUCAUCCAGUUGACACAAAUGAUUGGCAGCUAGCUUUUCCUGUUGUACCAUGCAAACUAAAAGAUCAAAUAGAUAAUGGCUAUAAAAUAGUUAUACUAAGCAAUCAAGCUCCUAUUGGGAAGGGGAGAGUGAAGAUAGAGGACUUUAAGAAAAAGAUUGAAAAUUUAGUUACCAAAAUAAAUGUUCCUAUUCAAGUAUAUAUAGCAACAGGUAAAGGUUUUUACAGGAAACCCACACCGGGAAUGUGGAAAACUCUUACUGAAAAGAAAAAUGAUGGUUUACCAGUAGAUAUGCUAAAUAGCUUCUACUGUGGGGAUGCAGCAGGUAGAGUUGCGAAUUGGGCACCAGGUAAAAAAAAGGAUCAUUCAAUGGCAGAUAAGUUGUUGGCUGAAAACUUGGGCCUUAAGUUUUACACACCAGAGGAAUUUUUCCUGGGGCAUUCUAUUGCAAAUGUCCCGAUGGCUAAACCGGAUUUUAUCCCUAAAGAAAUUGUAUCAGAGCCUUUCAACAACAAUCUUAUUAAUAAUGAUAAAGAAAUAUUGGUUCUUGUGGGUUAUCCUGGCAGUGGAAAAUCUUUUCUUGCAAAGCAAAUUGAACAGAAGUCAUCAUAUAAAUAUGUUGCUGUGUGUAGAGAUGUACUCGGUUCUUGGCAAAAGUGUGUUUCUGAAGCAACCAGGAUAUUGCAGCAAGGCAAAAGUGUUGUCGUUGACAGCACCAACCCUGAUGUCGAGUCCAGAGCGCGUUGGUUAACGCUCGCAAAAGAUAUGAAGGUCGAGUGCCGUUGUGCUAAAAUGACGACCAGCAAAGCGCAUGCGCAGCAUAACAACAAGUUCAGGGAGCUCAUGAAAAUCAAGCAUUUGCCCGUAAACGACAUCGUUUUCCACACCUUUAAAAAUAAAUAUCAAGAACCAUCAACCAAGGAAGGGUUUAAAGAAGUCAUUGAGGUGAAGUUUAACCCUAAAUUUGAAGACGAAGAAACGGAAAAAUUGUAUAGAAUGUAUCUUUUGGAAAAA
Messenger RNA from Iphiclides podalirius (scarce swallowtail), 1143 nucleotides. Lineage: Eukaryota; Metazoa; Arthropoda; Insecta; Lepidoptera; Papilionidae. The record is from the annotation of a GenBank genome assembly.